Pezoporus flaviventris is the source of this 723-nucleotide messenger RNA. Its product is annotated as lipocalin-15-like. Gene Ontology annotation, molecular function: small molecule binding. The transcript has 7 exons. The record is from RefSeq and is a predicted model, not a curated record. NCBI's taxonomy places the organism in Eukaryota, Metazoa, Chordata, Aves, Psittaciformes, Psittacidae. Bases 29 to 571 code for a protein of 180 amino acids.
GCCCGCACGCAGCCCCCGCCCGGUGAGGAUGAGGCCGGCGCUGCCCUGCCUGGCUCUGGCGCUGCUCUGCGUGCUGUGCGCCGCGGCCGAGGUGCCCGUGCAGCCGGGCUUUGACACCCAGAAGUUUGCAGGGAAGUGGCAUUUCGCAGCCACUGUUUCCAACUGCUCCAUGUACCUGAAGAUGAAGGAUGGGAUGAAGUCACCCAUCGCCACCAUCAGCUUCACGCCGGAGGGGAACCUGGCUAUGAAGCUUGCCUGGCCCCUGCCGGACAGAUGCCAGAGGUUGGAGCUGCUCUUCCAGCGGAGCGGUCAGGCAGGACACUACGUGGCAGCACAAGAGAAGAGAGAGCUGCGUGUGAUGGAGACGGACUACAGCCACUACGCCAUCGUGCACGAGACCCAGCACAGCGAGCAGCAGCCCAGCACCAUGCUGCAGCUCCUCACAAGGGAGCAGGACGUGAGCCCCCAGCUCCUGCAGAAGUUUGAAGAGCUCAUCCCCGCUGUGGGGCUGACCAAGGCCAUGCUGGCUGUGCUGCCCAAGUCGGAUCAGUGCACCGCAGCCAUCAGCUGAAGGGGCUGAUGCCAGGGCCAUGGUUCCUCCAGCCCUGGCGGAAACCAGGCUCUGCUCCCCCCUCCAUGAUACCCCUUCCUGUGCUUCCUGUCCUCCGCUGCCCCACACCAGGAUCACACCUCACCCUCUGAAAUAAAUAGGUGCAGAAGCUG